CAGCGUUAGCGACGUUGCACAAUGCUAAUACGUAGCUAGGAAACGUAAGCUAAGCUAUACGAUGCCAUUUUGUUUUUAUCUCGACUUUGACCAACACCAGGCUCCCGAUCGGACUUGAAAACACAGAACUGGAUCUUGUUGAAAGUUGGAAAGCUUCCCGUUGACCACCUUCAUCUUGUCAGAGUCCAUGGAAGGGUCGGACAGUAUAGAACAGGGCGGCAGUGACCAGCCAGAGUCACAGCGCAGAAGGCAGCUUGAUCGCUUGGACAGAGAGGAGGCCUUCUACCAGUUUGUCAACAAUCUCAGUGAUGAGGAUUAUCGCCUUAUGAGAGACAACAAUCUUUUGGGCAAUCCAGGGGAGGUAACAGAAGAUGAACUCUUUAAUAGACUUCAGCAAAUCAAAGAUGGUCCAGAGCAGCAUAAUAACAACAACCCCACUGCUGAGAGUAGUGAAGAUCCAGUUGAGCAACCAGAAACUUCUGAGGAUCCUGCUGGUGGGGAUAGCCUUUUAGACUGGCUAAACACUGUCCGGCGCACAGGCAAUACAACCAGAACCGGGCAUCGUGGAAACCAGUCUUGGAGGGCUGUAAGCCAGACCAACCCAAAUAGUGGUGAUUUUCGCUUCAGCCUUGAAAUUAGUGUGAACCGUAACCUGGCUGAACAGCAGGCAGCUGCUGAAGGAGAACAACAGCCUUCUGAACAGCCUUCUGAACAGCCUCCUGAUCAGCCUUCUGAACAGCCUUCUGAUCAGCCUUCUGAACAGCCUUCUGAUCAGCCUUCUGAACAGCCUCCUGAUCAGCCCUCUGAACAGCCUCCUGAUCAGCCUUCUGAAGAGCCUUCUGAGACUCCAGAGGUGGCUGCAAAUCCUGAACCACAGGUUCCCAUGGAGACAGAUGUUGUGGAAGAACCCGUUGUAGAGGAACUGGCUGUCAUUGUGGAGCCAGAGCCUGAACUUGAAGAGGUUGUUUCACCAGAGACUGUACAGGAACUUCCAAGCCCACCGGCAGCCCUCCCAGUACAAGCUCCGCCUUGUCCUUCUCCACGUAGAGGACAAAGGAGAGCCCGCAGCCGUAGUCCAGAACCACGCAGGACGAGGGCCCGUCUAGCCAGGAGUCGUUCCCCUCUCAACUUGGAUCAACUUGAUGGUCUACCUAAUCCACGGCAUCCACACAACUCUCAUAGUCCCAGUUCCUCCACAAACAGCCCCCCUGUGCCUCAAGUGGAGGGCAGUUCUCGGACUCGACAACAUGUUCUUUCCAGACAAAACACAGCUGACAGCGAUGUUCAGCCACUAAGGGCUAGUGCAGAAUCAGUCCCAGAGACCCAAAGCAAUGGUUCUCAGGAAGGAGAGACUACAGGGACUGAAGGAGGUGGAACAGGACGUCGUCCCCCUACUAUAAUGCUUGAUCUUCAGGUGCGUCGUGUGCGUCCAGGCGAAUAUCGGCAAAGAGACAGCAUCGCCAAUCGUACCCGCUCGCGUUCCCAGAAUUCAAACAACACAUUUCUUUAUGAGAGCGAGCGCGGUGGAUUUCGUAGGACUUUCUCUCGCUCUGAGCGUGCUGGCGUAAGGACCUAUGUCAGCACUAUUCGAAUUCCUAUCCGAAGAAUCUCUGAUGCAGGUUUGGGAGAGGCAACAUCAAUGGCUCUUCAGUCGAUGAUAAGGCAGAUUAUGACAGGCUUUGGUGAGCUUGGCUACCUCAUGGACUCAGACUCAGAUUCUUCAGAUUCAAACCGGGGAACCAGCACACCUGCAGACUUGGAAACCCUUAACAAUCCAGAUGCAAAUAAUGCUGAAACUUCUGCUGCUGAUGUUGAUGAACAGCCAAUUACUGCUGGAGUCAGGGGAAGAACAGUUGAAACAGAUAUGGAUGAGAGCCUUGCCUCUAGUCCCCCGGCCUCUGGUGGCAGAGCUCGACCUAGACCACCUAUCAACCUAGAGGAGCCCAGCUCGCUGCCCUUCUUGCGACUUGCUCACUUCUUCCUCCUAAAUGAUGAUGACGACGACCAGCCUCAGGGACUGACCAAAGAACAGAUUGACAACCUCUCCAUGCGCAACUUUGGUGAGAGUGACGCCUUGAAGACCUGUAGUGUGUGCAUAACAGAGUACGCAGAGGGGAACAAGCUACGUAAGCUUCCCUGCUCUCAUGAGUACCACGUUCACUGCAUAGACCGCUGGCUCUCCGAAAACUCCACUUGCCCCAUCUGCCGCAGGGCUGUUCUGGUCUCAGCAAACCGAGAGAGUGUGGUGUAACUCCUAAUAAACAACUAGCCUUUUUUUCCCCCUCAAAUUAAGUAAAAUAUAAGAUACUUUCAGAACACGUCUCCACUGUUGAAACAUAUUUCCGUCAUAUUGUUGGUGAGUUUGACCAUAAAUUUGCAGGUUUGAUUUGGGAUGCUUUGUCCUGUGACAUCAAGAUGUAUUCUGAUUUAAGACAUUUACUGUUGCUGUCCAGGAUUGGACACAAGCAAUGCAUGCUGUUGAUCAACCUGUUGCAACCAUGCAGUGUUGCAUUGCAUCAAGCCAUGCACACAGGCUGACCUCUAUAUCAUAAUGAACUCUGAUUACAAAUGCUGCACACCGGCAGGUAGUUCAGGCACUUGAAAUCUAAUCUUUUGUAUUGAAUCCCAAAUAGCGUCUUGCAUACCAUAAGUCAGGUAGAGGCACAACGUUUAGUUGAAGCAGUUCAAAAGUAUUAGCUGUAAAUAAGCUUGUAAAAAUAAUAAUUUUGAGUCAUACUUUGUAUCAGUGAAUGGAUUUUUGGGUUAUUCCUCAUGAAGAUCUGGCUCAUGUUAGCUGCAGUGACUUAAAGAAUCCAUAAAUUUAUAAGUAGCCGAUACCUGCGUGCAUAGCAGAGGUCUGUAGAGAUUGUGAUGUCCGAAGGAUGGAACGCAUAAAUGGGUUUGCAGCUUCCAUUGUAACUUGUACUGUUUUUUUUUUUUCUUUUUUUUUUUUCCCCCAUUCACCUGAUGGAAAUGGGGAGUUUCCAUCAGGUAUUGUAGUUUCCAGUACAUUGAAAACAAACUUAUCUUUUGACUUUUGGAAACCUGCACGUAGCUUUGGCAUUUUCUUGAUCAUAUUAAUGAUUCAGAAAGAAAUCGUUUUGAAUUUCCCCAACUACAUAUAUUAAAAGUCAUUGUGUAAGAAAUUGAAAUGUAGUUGCUUUUGCUCCCCUACUCAUCAUUUUCUUUUCUUGUACAAUGAUCGCAAGUCACUUUUGUUGAAUUAUCUGUUUUUUUUAAACCCCUGCUAACAAAGUUUUUUUUGGUAUCAUCAGUUUAAGGACCAGAAAUGGACUGAAAUGGAGAUGACUUACCUACGUAUCCCAAGCAAAAAAAAAGAUCCAACUGUACAAGUUGCUGCUUAUUUAUCCAAAGCUUUUAUUUGCAUCUGGAAAUAUUCACAUCAUUGUCAUUUAGUCCAAGUUUCAGUAGAAAGUCAUGACAUUUUCCCCAUGUGCCCUCUAACUGCAUCAUGAGCGAACGCUCCAAACUGGUGUGCAAUAUGUGCAAAGUAGGGAAAUGCAAACCAAGAUAUUAAUGUAUACUAUUGUUAAAAAUGGUUGUUAAUGGCUAAAAUCUUAAAUGAAGACUUAUUACCCUUUACAGUAUGUGUUGAAAUUAAUUUUAUUUAGAAAUUAUGUAGGUUUUAAUAGCGUUGUUGAUAAACAGGAACACUGACUAAUGGAAGAAAAGGGCAUCACUUACAGUGCCAUCUUGUCAUGUUUCUUGUUUCACUGUUUGAUCUCUUAGCCACAACUAUUAUAUCCCUUUAUGGGACAAGAGUUUGAAUGCAAGUUAUUGUUGUUUACCACACACGUCAAUUAAAUGUACGUUCCCUAUUAGGUCAAGCUGAUGUUUGGCCUUGUUCUGUGACCCACCCAGUGCAGUAUGUUAACUGGGUGUUCAAUAAAACUAACCGCUGAAUUAAACAAGUUAUGCCAUGAAAGAACGAAUCGCAGGUAUGUAUUCUGUACUUUUCAUCCUGUCAAAUGAUCUUAUGCUGCAUGCAGGUGCUCACAUUGCUGGCUUUUAGUUAUUCAACCUUUUAAUAAUCUAACUUUUCUCUACCAUGUUCUUUUUUUUGUUUUUGUUAGAGAUGUGAUUUUUUUUUAACAAAAAAUCCUAUCUUAACAUCACCUGUCCUGUUGAAGUCAGUUUGUUUUGCUCUCUGAAUAGCACCAAAGUUGACUUGUUUAUACCAAACCAUGUAAAUUCAACUCAAAAUCCAGUAAUGAAGUUGAAGUUAUUUGCAAAUGUUAUAAACCAGUAUUUUAUUUACAAUAGAAAACACCUGCUGUAGAAAUACAUGGCACUAUUUAAUGAAAGAUAUUGUCUCAUUUUGAAUUUGAUGGCAAUAGCAUGUCAAAGAAGCUGGGAUGGAGGCAACAAAAGGCAGAGGUAC
Molecule: messenger RNA, 4402 nt
Organism: Melanotaenia boesemani (Boeseman's rainbowfish)
Lineage: Eukaryota; Metazoa; Chordata; Actinopteri; Atheriniformes; Melanotaeniidae
Gene: rlim
Product: ring finger protein, LIM domain interacting
Exons: 4
Coding region: 188-2251 (687 amino acids)
Biological process (GO): ubiquitin-dependent protein catabolic process; random inactivation of X chromosome; protein ubiquitination
Cellular component (GO): nucleoplasm; cytoplasm
Molecular function (GO): ubiquitin protein ligase activity
Source: RefSeq, a predicted model, not a curated record